AUGGCGUCCCGGCGACUAGCUUACAGUCUGAACGGUGCUCUCCGGAGUCGUGCUGCGUUACAAGCUGUGAAAUCAACCCAACGAGGUUUUGCAACUCCAAUUUCUACACCAGCCACAACGCAAUCGACAACGCUUUCCAAUGGGUUGACAAUUGCUACCGAGUAUUCGCCAUGGGCGCAAACCUCGACCGUUGGUGUUUGGAUUGAUGCCGGCAGCAGGGCCGAAACAGACAAAACCAACGGCACAGCGCAUUUCCUGGAGCAUCUCGCCUUUAAGGGUACUAAUCGUAGAACGCAACAACAAUUGGAACUGGAAAUUGAGAAUAUGGGAGGUCACCUCAAUGCUUAUACUUCGCGUGAAAAUACUGUUUACUACGCCAAGUCAUUCAAUGCUGACGUUCCGAAAACCGUCGACAUCCUGUCUGAUAUUCUUCAAAACUCGAAGCUGGAGCCUGUGGCCAUUGAACGGGAGCGCGAUGUGAUCUUGAGGGAACAGGAAGAGGUAGAUAAACAACUAGAAGAAGUGGUAUUCGAUCAUCUUCAUGCGACUGCAUUCCAGAAUCAGCCCCUUGGCCGAACCAUUCUUGGCCCCAAGGAGAAUAUUCGGAGUAUCCAGCGCCAGGAUCUAGUUGAUUAUAUUAAAACAAACUAUACAGCGGAUCGUAUGGUUCUUGUUGGUGCCGGCGGCGUUCCCCAUGAUCAGCUUGUAAAGCUUGCCGAGCAGCACUUCGGGUCUGUUGCUAGCCAACCUCCAACGUCAGCUGCUUCCGCCCUUGCUGCUGAGCAGAAACGCGUUCCAGACUUCAUUGGCUCUGACGUUCGAAUCCGUGACGACACUGUUCCUACUGCUCACAUUGCCCUUGCGGUUGAGGGUGUUAGCUGGAAAGAUGACGACUAUUUCGCUGCGGUAGUCACGCAGGCCAUCGUCGGCAACUGGGAUAGGGCAAUGGGUAACUCCCCUUACCUUGGUAGCAAGUUGAGCAGUUUCAUUAGCCAUCACAACCUUGCCAAUAGCUUUAUGAGCUUUUCCACCAGCUACAGCGAUACUGGUCUUUGGGGCAUCUAUCUUGUGAGCGAAAACAAGACAGCUCUCGAUGAUCUCGUGCACUUCACCCUCCGUGAAUGGUCCCGCCUUUCUUUCAACGUUACCCCCGCUGAAGUCGAACGGGCCAAAGCUCAACUGAAGGCUUCCAUCCUUCUUUCUCUUGAUGGUACUACUGCUGUUGCUGAGGAUAUUGGCCGCCAGAUCGUCACUACUGGACGUCGUAUGUCUCCCCAAGACAUUGAACGUGCCAUCGACAAAAUCACAGAGAAAGAUGUCAUGGACUUCGCACAGCGAAAAUUGUGGGACCAGGACGUCGCCGUUAGUGCAUACGGUAGCGUUGAAGGCAUGCUCGACUACCAGAGAAUCCGCAAUGAUAUGAGCCGGAAUGCAGCUUAA
Messenger RNA from Ophidiomyces ophidiicola, 1440 nucleotides. It is a transcript of the gene MAS1, whose product is annotated as Mitochondrial-processing peptidase subunit beta. Gene Ontology annotation, cellular component: mitochondrion. Gene Ontology annotation, molecular function: metal ion binding; metalloendopeptidase activity. The record is from RefSeq and is a predicted model, not a curated record. NCBI's taxonomy places the organism in Eukaryota, Fungi, Ascomycota, Eurotiomycetes, Onygenales, Onygenaceae. The transcript is spliced from 5 exons. Bases 1 to 1440 code for a protein of 479 amino acids.